CAGCGGCCGUACGCAUGUGACAUGUGCGCGCUGUCGUUCAACCGUCAGCAUGACCUGAAGCGGCACAGAGAGACGCACUCGGGGGAGAAGCCGUUUCUUUGCAAUGGAGGGUGCGGAAAGACCUUCACGAGGAAGGACGCGCUGAAGAGGCAUCAG
Molecule: messenger RNA, 156 nt
Organism: Heterobasidion irregulare TC 32-1
Lineage: Eukaryota; Fungi; Basidiomycota; Agaricomycetes; Russulales; Bondarzewiaceae
Exons: 1
Biological process (GO): regulation of transcription by RNA polymerase II
Cellular component (GO): nucleus
Molecular function (GO): RNA polymerase II cis-regulatory region sequence-specific DNA binding; DNA-binding transcription factor activity, RNA polymerase II-specific
Source: RefSeq, a predicted model, not a curated record